AUGUCCAUGUCUAAUUUGAACGUUGAGGAGCUAAAACUCCUUUUUACCUAUAGAUGCAUGCUCGCUGCUAGCACGGCCGUACUUAUCUGGGACAGUGCACUCAUGAUAAGAAGGGAAAUUGGGGCAAUGAAAAGAAUUAAUAGCAUUGUCCUUAGGAUCGCCUUUGCAGGCAACAGAAUUGGUGCAAUGGUGAUGGUUAUCCCAUUUUACAGAAUCAUGUUUUCCAGUGCCGACUUGAAUGAUCACAGGCUGCUUCUGACCACUCCUUUUAGGUGUGCUGAUGGGGUACUCGUUAUUGGAAUACUCUUUGUCAUUGCGGAUGCGUUGGGAAACUUUGGUGCCCUCAUUUCGUUGAGUUGUAACUUAGUCUUGAUGGUCAUCAACAACCAAUCGGAGUGGAAGUACAUGCGCUGGGUGGGCAUUCCAGGAGUACGCACGUGCUUGAUUGGAGACUGGCACAAUUUCUUCGUCAUGGGGAUAUUCGUCAUCGAGCUUGUAUUUGACCUGUAUGCAGUGCUGCUGAUUUAUGUCAAUGUGAUGGACAUUCCGAGGACAAGUGAUUCACAGAUACUGGGACUGCUGCACAUGCAGGGGUUGUGGUUUAUGACAAUAACCAUAGGAAAGCUAUUGGGUGAUCGCUGUCAUGUAGCCUUGCUUAAUUCCCGGCUGUUUGUUCGCGCUUGUGAUUUUUGCGAGGAAAUGCAAGCUAAUAGGGGGUUACUUGAGGAAUUCACUCUGGGAAACCUGAAGACGGCGGAAAUAUUACCAAUAGCUAAGAUUCAAACCCUCUCCAACGAGAAACAUGUUGAAAGGCGGUUCAAUCUGAUGCAACGUUUGGUCAUUGCCCAGGUUACGCAUGUCUUGUUUCUUCUUGAUGAAGUGCCAUGCCAGGUUAUCCUUGUCCGAAGCUAUAGCAUGGGUGACCGUAUUCCCCUAUUGUUUUCAGGGCAUAAAUGGGAUACCAUUGGGCCAUAUAAACUUGCAAGUCCCGGGCACUGUGCCACUACUUUCCCUCUGCAUGCUACUUCACCGGCACCUCUGAUGUAUGCUCUAUGCGCCGAAGGCGUCCUUGCCAUCGGUAUAAUCUUCGUCUUUGCAGACGCGAUAGGAAAUUUCUCAGCAGUGGGGCGAAUCUUCCUACUAUGGAACAAGAGCCCAAGGAUGCUUCUUUAUCUGAUAUCAGGCGCCUUCAUUGCACUGGGCUGUAACUUAGCCUUGAUGAUCAUUAAUAGCCGCACUGCAUCAGAAAUAGUAUGGAUCGGAGUUCCGAGGAUACAUACCUGCUUGAUUGGAAACUGGAGUGGCCCGCUCAUCACUGGAAUAUUCAUAGUCGAGUUAGCAUUUGAUUUGUAUGCAGCCUUGUUAACCUGCGCAAACGGGAUGGGUAUUCCGAGGACAAGCAAUUGUCAACUCUUUGCGCUUCUUAACAAGCAAGGACUGUUUCUUAUGGCAUCAACGAUAGAAACUGCGUUGGACGACGACGAAGAUGCAGAGGAAGGAAUUGAGUUGACACCUCCCAGCGAGAACCGCAUCCAAAUCCCCAAACUACCAUUCUACUCUAGCAAUCCGGACUUAUAUUCGUUUGGCCUUGGAUUCGGCAGUUGA
This is a messenger RNA of Coniophora puteana RWD-64-598 SS2, 1605 nucleotides long. RefSeq lists its product as uncharacterized. Lineage: Eukaryota; Fungi; Basidiomycota; Agaricomycetes; Boletales; Coniophoraceae. The transcript has 20 exons. The record is from RefSeq and is a predicted model, not a curated record. Bases 1 to 1605 code for a protein of 534 amino acids.